Messenger RNA from Pocillopora meandrina, 860 nucleotides. Lineage: Eukaryota; Metazoa; Cnidaria; Anthozoa; Scleractinia; Pocilloporidae. The record is from the annotation of a GenBank genome assembly.
AUGCACAAAAAUGCCCUUUUUAAAGGUCGCAGCACUCUUGUUGCCAUGGUAACAACGACUGCUUGUUCGAGGCCUGGGGCCUCAUUUUCAUACAAAAACGUCGCAAAAAAAGAGUGAAAUGUUUAUUUCUCUACCUCAAGCUAAAUAUAACAUUACAAAUUGGCACUUCUACCAUACAUAGUGACAUCAUUCGUCUUCACUUUGAUUUAUUCAAUUUUCCCUGAGAGUGAAUGUGAACACACCAAUAGAUUAUUCAUCUCGGUACAGUUUCGGUCAUUUUUGUUGUCGGGUAAAACAGGGAAAACGUUUAUCUGAAUUUCUCCAAAAGUACACCGAUUCUGGAACUGAAACUACUCACCUAGCUGGUUAUAAUAUUCUAGUUUUUAAAUAUGUAAAAAUCUCUGCGGGCCUGCCUCUACUUUUUAUAGGGGCAAUUCGCGAAAAAAGCUCAAAAUCAGAUAUUGCAUAAUUUGGCGAUGUUUACAUCUAAUGUUCUCAACAACAAAUGUUUCAGACAAAUGAAACAUGCACGGCUUUGGAAGAAUGUUAUCCUAUGAGCAAUAUCCCGAAGAGAAAUUUCGCCUCUCGUUGUCAUCUUUCUUUGGAGCGACCGAUGGAAACUUCAUAAAAUACAGCGUCACGCCAUCGUGACAACGUACAUAUUUAUGACAAAUGACCGGUGUGAGGAUAGUUUCGUGUAGAUCAGCCGACUUCAACUUGUUUCAAAUGACAUACAAGUAUAUCAGUGUAUCUUCAGAGGACUUCGGAUCGCUCAAAUUCCCAUGAAUGAAGGUGCAGCACUCGGAAUCUGGAUGAUAUGCACACGAUUUGAGGUAUAUGUUUGUAGUUAUGUCGAGUAG